Bactrocera latifrons is the source of this 2255-nucleotide messenger RNA. RefSeq names its product protein PBDC1. The record is from RefSeq and is a predicted model, not a curated record. Lineage: Eukaryota; Metazoa; Arthropoda; Insecta; Diptera; Tephritidae. Gene Ontology annotation, cellular component: cytoplasm. Bases 723 to 1232 code for a protein of 169 amino acids. The transcript has 3 exons.
AAAAUGAAAAACGCCAUCAAUUAAAGUCUCGACUUGACAGAAACUAAAAAAAAAAAUCUAAUUUUGGCUGUAAUGGUUAUUUUUGUGGACCCAGUUCCAACGGAACCUACUUGCAGUGACCAUAUCUAAAUCUUUGAGAUUCAUCUAAAAUCAAUCGGGGGUGAAGAAAUAUAGUGCCUAAUCAAAACAUAUUCUUUAAUAACACAUUGGCGAUCUCUGGAAGACUUUUCCUAUUUUUUAAAAAGUCACUAGUUCAUGUUUUGAAAAAAAAACCUAUACAUUUCAUUAAAAUCUACUGAGUCGGUCUCUAACUAUCACUUCAAAAACAUUGAUUUGAGAAAAAAAAAGCAUUUGAAGUCUUACACGAACUUUUUAGACCGCCCAUGAACAUUUUGCUAAUUAUUAAAUAACUCGAAAAGUAUUUGUCGGAAUUACUCCAAAUUUCAGAGAAUAUUUGUAAAAUAUUAUAUAUGAAUGUCAAAACAGUUUUUUUUUUCUUGUAAAUUCUUACUACACCUAACUUGAACRAAAGUAUGGGGGCGCUAUUAUAAUGCCGCGCAGUGUAUUUAUACAUUCUUAUCGAAAUGAGAAUAUCUGUUAUACAUAAUCGAUGUUGAUGUAAAAUUAUCGACUUUAUAUUCUCAUCACUGAGCACACACAUAAUAAUCUACUGAUUGAUUAGUAAUUUUUUGUAUAAUAUUUAAAGCAGUUUUCUUCAAAAAAUGGAAAUGAUGCAAGGUGCCUCAUUAUUGUCGCGGCCCGCGGAGGAAUUCGGCAAUGAUGAGCUGGUUGAAGAAAUGUGGGCUUUAAAGGCAAUGGAUCACGCUGAAGUAUAUUUCAAUCUACUCACAAGCGUGCACCCUUCAUGUCUACACCUGACCCCAUAUGAUGACCAAAUAUACCAAGCAUUUCGAGAAGAUUUUCCUGAUCUAAAAUUAGAAGUGAUAACGGACGAUAUGCUGAAAUCAGAUGAUGCUAAAAUUCGUUGGCGCACUUUUGCGGAAAAAUUCAAUAAAUUAGAUGAUUACGCUUAUGGUACAUUAAUACGGUCCGAUUCAUCCAAAGAAUUUUCACCCGAAAAUUCGCUACUUGUUGUACGUAUACAGUUUUUAGCAAUCGAAAUUGCACGUAAUCGCGAGGGACUAAAUGAUGAAGUACAUCGUAAAUUUCGACCACCGCCACGAACUACGGUUGCGGAAGACUUGGUGCCGGGCGAAGUGCAAGAAACGUAGAUUUAAGGAAAAUAGAAAUACAACUAAUCAAUGGCAUAGAUACAUAUAUAAUAUAUAUAUAUAUUUUAUAUUUUCAUAAGUGGGAAAAAUAUACAAAACAAACUACAAUACAAAACUGUGCGUGUUGCAAAUCAUGUCCUGGCAUGUAAAACUUUAUUUGAUGAGGCAGCUUUAGGAAUUUUGGCAUGAAUUAUUGUCGCAGGCAACGGUGCAAUCAAUAUCCGAAGAAAUUGUUCAGAUCGAAGUACUAUAGCAUAUACAUAUAACUGUCAAUAGGAACUAAACGAUCAAAACAAGUUAAAGAUUUCACAAAAUAUGAUCGUUCCUUUUUAAGUAAUUUCUUUAUGAGUGUGAAUACUCCUGGAACUCACACUUGAGGAACGUAAGCAACCAGUAAUUAAAUACCAUACAGUUAUCGCCAUCAACUAUUAUUCCGAGUAUUUGAGGUUAUGGAGUGGAGCUCAUUGCGUUUAACUUAAAAUAUCAUUAUUUACUUUUCUAAAUUAAAAAGAAAAUAUUUUUUACACAUGAAAUAACUCAUUAUGCACGUUCAAUAAUAUUUUGUCCAAUUAUUUAUUAAUAUAUUCGUUAAGUUCGUCACAGUAGAACUCGAUUUCAAGGUAUUCUACAGCAUUUACCAACGUCCAUUACGCACUUUUUUGUUAUUAUUAUAUAUAAUAUAUUAUAUUAAUAAAUUCUUAAUUUAGUUGUCAACAUUUUAUUUCCAGCAAAGAACAAUGUUUUCAUCAAGUUUACAAAUACAUGCCUACAUACACAUACACAUUUGGUGCAUGCUUAUACAAAUACGUUUACGUACAUACAAUACAUAUGUAUAUUUAUUUAUUAAUUCAUUGAGAAAUGCAGUUUAACUAAAAUUAAAACAAAGUUACGUUUCACAAAAAAAAAAAAAUUAUAUUUUCGAAAAGCAAAUUCACGCUGAUUAACAACAAAUUGUAUAUUAAAAUUAGCUGGUAAUAAAUUAUUUGCUGACUACUCCGUUAUAUGUUUAUAUAUGUAUGUAUA